UUCUCUUUCGCAAACUCUUAAACCCUAAAAAAGCUUUUCAGAGCUCCUCCAAGCAGUCAACAAGGAAAAGAGAGAAGAAGAUGGGUAGCGACAGUGAAGCAGAGAAGUCAGCCAUGAAAGAUAAGAAGAAGAUAUCAGCUUUAGCACCAAUAGCGAAACCCCUUGCAGGGAAAAAGCUAUGCAAGAGAACUCUUAAGCUCGUUAGAAAAGCUACUGAAUCCAAAUGCUUAAAGAGAGGUGUGAAGGAGGUUGUAAAGAGCAUAAGGCGUGGUAACAAAGGAUUGUGUGUGAUUGCUGGAAAUAUUUCUCCUAUUGAUGUUAUCACACAUCUUCCUAUCUUAUGUGAGGAGGCUGACAUCCCAUACGUAUAUGUACCCUCAAAGGAAGAUCUUGCUACUGUUAGUUCUACCAAGAGGCCUACAUGUUGUGUGUUAGUUCUAACCAAACCCACAAAGGGAGAAAUUACCAAGGAGAAACAAGAAGAAUUAAAAGCAGAUUAUACCCAAGUUGCAGCAGAAGUUACUGAACUUUCAGCCACCAUUUUCUGAUUCACCCUAGGUUACUUCUUAUUUUAGAAAAGUUUGUUAACAUUUGUAGUUUGCUUUUAAUAUGUAAAAACAAAUUAUUAUGUGUUGUAUCUGUUUCACUUAUAAAGUGGGAACUUUAGUCAUUAUUUAGUGUCCGGUUUAGUGUUAAAAAGAGGAUUACAUUUUAUGUAUUUUGACUUGUUAAAAUCGGUCAGAAUUGAGGUUUA
Papaver somniferum (opium poppy) is the source of this 754-nucleotide messenger RNA. RefSeq names its product H/ACA ribonucleoprotein complex subunit 2-like protein. Gene Ontology annotation, biological process: rRNA pseudouridine synthesis; snRNA pseudouridine synthesis. Gene Ontology annotation, cellular component: box H/ACA snoRNP complex; nucleolus. Gene Ontology annotation, molecular function: box H/ACA snoRNA binding. The record is from RefSeq and is a predicted model, not a curated record. The transcript is spliced from 4 exons. The coding region runs from base 81 to 548 and encodes 155 amino acids. Lineage: Eukaryota; Viridiplantae; Streptophyta; Magnoliopsida; Ranunculales; Papaveraceae.